UUCUUCUUCGUCAGCCUCCCUUCAAUCGCCAUAUUGGGCAACCGAGAAAAGGGCUCGUCUCCUCUUGUUUUUUUCCGUCUCGCUUUUACUACGCGGCGGCGGUGCGAGCGCCGGGGGCAUCACCAUCACCGGCGGGGCAGCGCCGCUCCCCGCCUGCGCGCUCCCCCCGCGCACCGCUCCUUCACCCGCCCGGGGCUCCCCGGCGGCGGCGGCUCUCGGGGCUCAUCCCCGGGCCGGCGCUUAUGCAAGGGCGCCUCCUCGCCCCUUCUGAGCGGGCCGAGGGCGAGCGGGGUCGAGGCGGAGCCGGAGAGUGGGCCAGCGCGGAGAAGAGACGCGGAGCAAAGCCGGCGAGCGCUGAGAAAUAAAAGGCGGAGAGCAGGAGGAGGAGGCGGCGGCGGCUGCGGGGGGGAGAGCAGCGAGCAAAACAACUGCCGCCAGAAGAAAGAGGGUGGGGGGAGAUGUCAAACGUCCGUAUUUCUAAUGGGAGCCCUACCCUGGAGCGCAUGGAAGCCAGGCAGUCGGAGUACCCGAAGCCGUCAGCUUGCAGGAACCUCUUCGGGCCGGUGAAUAACGAAGAGUUAAACAGGGACUUGAAGAAGCACUUCCAGGAGAUGGAGGAGGCAUACCAGAGGAAGUGGAAUUUCGAUUUCCAAAAUCACAAGCCGCUGGAAGGCAGGUACGAGUGGCAAGCCGUGGAGAAGGGGAGCUCGCCCGAGUUCUACUUCAGACCCCCCAGGCUACUGAAAGCUGUCUGCAAGUCCUCCGGCCGCCAGAGCUUGGAUGUAAACGGGAAUUGCCAAACCGUGGUUUUUGUCGGUUCUCAGGGAAUCUCAGAGGACACUCACUGUGUAGAUCAAAAGACUGGUGUUUCUGAAAAUCAGACGGACUUUGCAGAGCAGUGCACUGGGCAGAGGAAAAGACCUGCCACCGAUGAUUCCUCUCCUCAAACUAAAAGAGCCAACACAACAGAAGAAGAGGGUUCAGCAAACUCCCCCAGUGCCAGUUCAGUGGAGCAAACACCCAAGAAAUCAAGCCCAAGACGACAUCAAACGUAAACCGUUUAGAGCGGAGGAUGUGCGUGUCCUCGUUCAUCGGGUGCGGCGGGGGGCGAUGAAGCGAGGAAGAUGUAAAGUUGUAGUGGAAACGAAAAUACAUAUCGCCGAUCUCCGUGGGAUGGAGGUCCUGUACAAGCACUGAAAAAAAAAACAACAGCAACAAAACAACAACAAAAAAGCGCAAACAAUAACACUAAAAUUUUAGGCACUCUUAAAAGACCUGCCUCUAAAAGCAUUGGAUGUAGCAUUGUGCAAUUAGGUGUUUCCUUAUUUGCUUCAUUGUACUACCUGUGUAUAUAGUUUUUACCUUAUGUAGCACAUAAACUUUGUUGGGAGGGGGGAGGGAGUGGUGACCGAUUGGAACUUGCUUUCACAAUCUAGCAAGGAAAGAAAUGUAUGAAGAGAAGCAGUGUAGGGCUUUUAUUACUUAAAGAUGUAUUGUCCCUUUAAGUGGGUCUGCUGUGUUUUUUCCCUUUUUUUUUUCCCCUUUUUUUUAUGUACCAUCGUGGUAACCCUGCUCAGAGCAGAUUAUUACAGGCCACUUGUGAAAUUUCUUCCUACUGCAUUAAGCUGAAGAGGUGGGAGCUGUGAUGAUUCCGUUAUGUAGCAGCAAAAGUUAUCUGUUGUGCCCCCCCCCGACCUCAAAUCUGUGUAGCAAAUUUGAAUGCCUGUAAAAGUUGUGUAAAAUCACCCUGUUGUUACAUUGCUUGAUUUCCUAGGUUUUGGGGUUUUUGGGGUUUUUUUUUUUGGUUGUGUGGUGGUUGUUUGGGGUUUUUUUAAACUAAUCUGGAAAACUUUUGCUCUGAAUCUUGAAUAUUGUUGUUUUCUGAUCUGACCCACUUCCUGAAGUAUUUGUGUGUAAGGGAAAAGGGAUACUACAUCUUUACAGAGUAUUUCUACAUUGCCUGUGUACCUGUAUGUAAAAAUAAAAAAAAAAGUUUGAAGUGUACCUGUGUACAUAACUCUGUAAAGACACUGAGAAAUUAUACUAACUUAUUUAUGUUAAAAGAUUUUUUUUUUAAUCUAGAAGACAAUAUUUUUCCCCAUAAAGCCAAAGUGGCAUGUUUUUGUGCAUUUGUAAAUGCUCUAUUUGGUAGACUUCUUAGGUUUGGGUUUUUUUUUUUCUUUUUCUGAUAAUUAAUAUGGCUGUGCUUAAAGGAUUGCAGACUGAGCCAAUUUAAUUUUUUUUUUUGUAAUGUGUGGGAAAAAAAAAUCCAGAUUGAUAUUGUUUCACAUCAAGCAAUCAAUAAAGAAAACUGCCAUAUAUAAGAAA
Grus americana (Whooping crane) is the source of this 2328-nucleotide messenger RNA. It is a transcript of the gene CDKN1B, whose product is annotated as cyclin dependent kinase inhibitor 1B. Gene Ontology annotation, cellular component: nucleus; cytoplasm. The coding region runs from base 459 to 1055 and encodes 198 amino acids. The transcript is spliced from 3 exons. Gene Ontology annotation, molecular function: protein-folding chaperone binding; cyclin-dependent protein serine/threonine kinase inhibitor activity. Lineage: Eukaryota; Metazoa; Chordata; Aves; Gruiformes; Gruidae. Gene Ontology annotation, biological process: G1/S transition of mitotic cell cycle; negative regulation of cell population proliferation; regulation of cell cycle. The record is from RefSeq and is a predicted model, not a curated record.